This is a messenger RNA of Gossypium arboreum, 842 nucleotides long. RefSeq names its product TIR-only protein-like. Gene Ontology annotation, biological process: signal transduction. Bases 83 to 715 code for a protein of 210 amino acids. The transcript has 2 exons. The record is from RefSeq and is a predicted model, not a curated record. NCBI's taxonomy places the organism in Eukaryota, Viridiplantae, Streptophyta, Magnoliopsida, Malvales, Malvaceae.
GAAGCCUCCGAAAACGAAAGUUGAUAUACAAAAGAAAAAAAAAAAGUUCAGGGUUUUCCAUUUUCCUUCUUCAUCCAAAACCAUGCAUAUGCAACGUUAUUCCUCCGCUGCCAUAAUGAAUCUCCACCGAAAUUUUCUUGCUCGCCAAACACCGAUGAAGACCAAGAUGGUGAAUCCCUUUAUGGAAAGCAAAAAUGCUUGUGAUGUUUUCAUUAACCAUAGAGGGAUCGACACCAAGAGAACUAUAGCCACCUUACUCUACGACCACCUUUCAUGGCUAAACCUACAACCUUUCUUGGACAACAAGAACAUGAAACCCGGAGAUAAGUUGUUCGACAACAUCGACAACGCGAUACGGAAUUGUAAGAUCGGGGUCACGGUUUUCUCGCCUAAUUAUUGCAAAUCCUACUUUUGUCUUCAUGAAUUGGCUCUAUUCAUGGAGUCCAAGAAGAAGGUUAUUCCAAUCUUUUGCGACAUUAAACCUUCGGAACUCCGUAUUGUGAACAAUGGCAGUGUUCCUUCGAAAGAUUUAGAAAGGUUCAAUUUGGCUCUUGAGGAAGCUAAAUAUACCGUAGGACUCACGUUCGACUCUUCAAAAGGGAAUUUGUCUGAUGUCGUGAAAAAUGCUUCCGAAAUUGUGAUCGAAAGCUUGAUUGAGAUGGAAAGCGAGCAAAAGCUGGUUAAGAGCUCAAGGAAUACUCCAAUGGCUCUUUGAUAUUAAUCUUUUUAUUCAUUAUUUACAUCUGCAUUAGUCCUUGCAUAAGCCUAAAGAUUCUUUCUUUUGUUAAUUUUUUUAUUUUACUUGUAUACUUUGUAAUUGAAAUAACAAGCAUUGAUGUUAA